UCAAACAAGACCUUUGUAUGGAGAAAGAAAAUUGUGUGGGAAUAGAAGCUACCAAUUGUCACCUAAAGUGUAACCAAAAUACUAGCAAUUGUAUUUCUUCCUUGCUUGCGGCUCCUGCUCUUGGAGGAGUCCGCGUCGGGUCUCCAUCGACCGUCGGAGAAGAAAAAGAAGAAUCCACAAAAUGCUUGGAAUUUCAUACGGAGAACUCUUCCUUUUACUUGGAGCCACUGCUGCUCUCAUCGGUCCUAAGGAUCUCCCAAUUAUAGCCAGAACCGCCGGCAAGUUAGCUGGCCGUGCCAUCGGAUACGUUCAAUUGGCUCGCGGCCAAUUCGAUACUAUCAUGCACCAAACUCAAGCUCGCCAGGUGCACAAAGAACUGCAAGAUACAAUUGCUCAACUAGAAGCCAUACGUCAUGAAAUUCGAACCGUCUCUUUCAUGAAUCCUGGUCCAUUGACUCGGAGGCUAGUGGACAAUCUUGACCAAACAUCUGCUGCUAGUGGUAAUAAUGAGCCUGAAAAACCUGACACAGCGAACAGAUCAACCACUCCAGAUGCUAAGAAUUAUGGCUCAACAAACUCGGGAUUUUCUGAUAUGCACAGCCAGGCAACAGCUUAUGCGAAAUUGGCUGAAUCAACAGCUAUAAACUCUGGGUCAGUAGAAAGUAAUGAAGUUAUUAAUGAGCUAACUGAUGAAUCUGGUAUUAUGGUUCUUCCCGUAUCUGCCGAAAGCACCGGAUUACUGCCAGAUCGCAAGGAUAAUGCCGAAGGAUCUGACAUUAUGUUGGAAGCGAUCUUGGAAGCAGAAGUGGCACGUAAUGCGAAAGAUUUUUUUGCGCAGCACCAAAAUCAAAUAAAAUGUGAAUAGAAAGGAAUGACAUUAUGCAAAAUAAUUUGGCAUUCGAGCUCCCACACAUUUCUUCUGCAGUGAAUUGGAAUGGACGUUGCCUGUAAGUGAAGGUUACAAAUUUCAGUCCUUGGAUUAGAAUGGAAAUGAUCAUUAAAAUUUGUUAAGCAUGAGUCGGAUGGGUAUGACUAGAUCCCAUUCACUGCACAUCUAUGAUUUUAUAGGUAACUGACAUACAUUAUCAAACAGGCUGUUACUGACAAUUGAGAUUAAAAGAUGGUUUUGUUGGCGUUCUUUUCAAA
This is a messenger RNA of Camellia sinensis, 1146 nucleotides long. RefSeq lists its product as uncharacterized. The record is from RefSeq and is a predicted model, not a curated record. NCBI's taxonomy places the organism in Eukaryota, Viridiplantae, Streptophyta, Magnoliopsida, Ericales, Theaceae.